Messenger RNA from Balaenoptera acutorostrata (minke whale), 5390 nucleotides. RefSeq names its product protein tyrosine phosphatase non-receptor type 23 (gene PTPN23). Gene Ontology annotation, cellular component: endosome. The coding region runs from base 524 to 5161 and encodes 1545 amino acids. The transcript has 25 exons. Gene Ontology annotation, biological process: early endosome to late endosome transport; protein dephosphorylation; endocytic recycling. The record is from RefSeq and is a predicted model, not a curated record. Lineage: Eukaryota; Metazoa; Chordata; Mammalia; Artiodactyla; Balaenopteridae. Gene Ontology annotation, molecular function: protein binding; protein tyrosine phosphatase activity.
GCCGUCAGUCCACGACCGGACUGGGACAGACGCUGAGGAUGGCUCAGGUUGUGUUUUAAGACGGGAGCUCCGUGAGCCACAGGAAUGCCUGACCUCUGCGAUUGGAGUCUCUCUGACACUUGGUGCCAUUCUGUCUGGUCUCCUCAGAAGAAGAACCCUAAUCUGGAGACCCUUUGGACCAGAAGAUACAGUUCCGUGUCAUUUGGGGAAGGGUUACUGCCUUUCACGACUGCCCAGAGGGGAUAAACAGUGUUGUAGCUUCCGGAGAGACUUUAGGAGUCAUUUGUUGAACCUUCAGUUGGACGGAAGAGACUGGCAGAUUUGGCGCUGACGGAGGCAAGGGAUCGCUGUGGCGAGAUUUGUCCAGAAGAAUUAUGGAGAGAAUCCAGAAGCCUACAAUGAGGAACUGAAGAAGCUGGAGUUGCUCAGACAGAAUGCUGUUCGUGUCCCACGGGACUUUGAGGGCUGCAGUGUCCUCCGCAAGUACCUGGGCCAGCUCCACUACCUGCAGAGUCGGGUCCCCAUGGGCUCAGGCCAGGAGGCUGCUGUUUCUGUCACCUGGACUGAGAUCUUCUCAGGCAAAUCUGUGGCCCAUGAAGACAUCAAGUAUGAGCAGGCCUGCAUUCUCUACAACCUUGGAGCGCUGCACUCCAUGCUGGGGGCCAUGGACAAACGCAUGUCUGAGGAGGGCAUGAAGGUCUCCUGCACUCACUUCCAGUGCGCAGCAGGUGCCUUUGCCUACCUGCGUGAGCACUUCCCUCAUGCCUACAGCGUUGACAUGAGCCGGCAGAUCCUCACUCUCAAUGUCAACCUCAUGCUGGGCCAGGCUCAGGAGUGCCUUCUGGAGAAGUCCAUGUUGGACAACAGGAAGAGCUUUCUGGUGGCUCGCAUCAGUGCACAGGUGGUGGAUUACUACAAGGAGGCGUGCCGGGCCUUGGAGAACCCCGAUACCGCCUCACUGCUGGGCCGGAUCCAGAAGGACUGGAAGAAGCUGGUACAGAUGAAGAUCUACUACUUUGCGGCUGUGGCUCAUUUGCACAUGGGGAAGCAGGCUGAGGAGCAGCAGAAGUUUGGAGAGCGAGUCGCGUACUUCCAGAGUGCCCUGGACAAGCUCAAUGAAGCCAUCAAGCUGGCCAAGGGCCAGCCUGACACCGUGCAAGACGCACUUCGCUUCACUAUGGACGUCAUUGGGGGAAAAUACAAUUCUGCGAAGAAGGACAAUGAUUUCAUCUACCACGAGGCUGUCCCAGCACUGGACACCCUUCAGCCUGUAAAAGGUGCCCCCUUGGUGAAGCCCUUACCAGUGAACCCCACAGACCCAGCUGUUACGGGCCCUGACAUCUUCACCAAACUGGUACCCAUGGCUGCCCAUGAAGCCUCGUCGCUGUACAGUGAGGAGAAGGCCAAGCUGCUUCGGGAGAUGAUGGCCAAGAUUGAGGACAAGAAUGAGGUCCUGGACCAGUUCAUGGAUUCAAUGCAGCUGGAUCCUGAGACAGUGGACAACCUUGAUGCCUACAGCCACAUCCCACCCCAGCUCAUGGAGAAGUGUGCGGCUCUCAGUGUCCGGCCCGACACUGUCAGGAACCUCGUCCAGUCCAUGCAAGUGCUGUCAGGUGUGUUCACGGAUGUGGAGGCCUCCCUGAAGGACAUCAGAGACCUGCUGGAGGAGGAUGAGCUGCUAGAACAGAAGAUGCAGGAGGCAGUGAGCCAGGCAGGGGCCAGCACGGCUGUCUCCAAGGCCGAGCUGGUAGAGGUGAGGCGAGAAUGGGCCAAGUACAUGGAGGUCCACGAGAAGGCCUCCUUCACCAACAGCGAGCUGCACCGCGCCAUGAAUCUGCAUGUUGGCAACCUGCGCCUGCUCAGUGGUCCUCUGGACCAGGUCCGGGCUGCCCUGCCCACGCCAGCCCUCACCCCAGAGGACAAGGCAGUGCUGCAGAACCUGAAGCGCAUCCUGGCCAAGGUGCAGGAGAUGCGGGACCAGCGUGUGUCCCUGGAGCAGCAGCUGCGUGAGCUUAUCCAGAAGGAUGACAUCACGGCGUCACUGGUUACCACAGACCAUUCAGAGAUAAAGAAGCUGUUUGAGGAGCAGCUGAAGAAGUAUGACCAGCUGAGGGUGUACCUGGAGCAGAACCUGGCCGCCCAGGACAACAUUCUCCGGGCACUGACAGAGGCCAACGUGCAGUACGCAUCUGUGCGGCGGGUGCUCAGUGAACUGGACCAAAAGUGGAACUCCACGCUGCAGACCCUGGUGGCCUCCUAUGAAGCCUACGAGGACCUGAUGAAGAAGUCCCAGGAGGGCAAGGACUUCUAUGCAGACCUGGAGAGCAAGGUGGCCGCUCUCCUGGAACGGGCACAGUCUACCUGCCAGGCCCGCGAGGCAGCCCGCCAGCAGCUCCUGGACAGGGAGCUGAAGAAGAAGCCGCCGCCACGGCCCACAGCCCCAAAGCCGCUGCUGCCCCGCAGGGAGGAGGGCGAGGCAGUGGAGGCAGGGGACCUGCCUGAGGAGCUGCGCAGCCUGCCCCCCGACACCUUCCUGGGGGCGGCUGCCCCACUCCACUUCCCCCCUGGCCCCUUCCCCAGCUCUGCAGGCCCAGGACCCCACUAUCUCUCAGGCGCCUUACCGCCUGGUACCUACUCAGGCCCUGCCCAGAUGUUGCAGCCCAGGGCCCCCCAGGCCCUAGGGCACCCUGUGGUGGCCCUGGCACCUGGACCUGCUCUCUACACACCCGGGGCCUACACACCAGAGCUGGGCCUCGUGCCGCGAUCCUCGCCGCAGCAUGGCAUGGUGAGCAGUCCCUAUGGGGGGGUGGGGCCCACCCCACCGGCUGCAGGCCUGCCCUCAGCCCCACCUCCCCAGUUCUCGGGCGCUGAGUUGGCCGUGGGGAUUCGGCCAGCCACCACCACAGUAGAUAGCAUCCAGGCCCCCAUCUCCAGCCACACAGCACCACGGCCAAACCCUGCCCCUGCUCCUCCCCGGCCCCGCUUCCCGGGGCCGCCCCCCCAGCCGCUGCCCGUGCCCUACACAUACCCGAUGGGGGCCAAGCCACCCGUCGCAGUUCCCCCCGCCCAGCACCACUUUUCUCCUGGGAUGCCCACAGGUUUUUCAGCCCCGAGGACUGGGCCCCACCCUCAUCCCACACGAGCGGUGUUUGGGCCCCAGCCUCCCCAGCAGCCCCUUCCACUCCAGCAUCCGCACCUCUUCCCGCCCCAGGCUCCAGGACUGGUACCUCCACAGACCCCCUAUCCCUUUGCCCCUCAGCCUGGUGUCCUGGGGCAGCCACCACCCACCCUGCACACCCAGCUCUACCCAGGCCCCUCUCAGGACCCUCUGCCUCCCCACUCAGGGGCGCUGCCUUUCCCCAGCCCUGGGCCCCCUCAGCCUCCCCAUCCCACCCUGGCAUAUGGUCCUGCCCCUUCCCCCAGGCCCCUGGGCCCCCAGGCCCCCCCCCUUUCCAUUCGAGGCCCUCCGCCUGCCAGCCAGCCCGCCCCCACUCCCCACCUGGUGCCUUCACCUGCCCCGUCACCGGGGCCCGGCCCCGUACCUCCUCGGCCCCCUGCAGCAGAGCCAGCCGUGUGUCUGCGCCGAGGUGCUGCGAGUGCAGAUCUGCUCUCCUCCAGCCCUGAGAGUCAGCAUGGAGGCGCUCAGCCUCCUGGGGGUGGGCAGCCUCUGCUGCAGCCCACUAAGGUGGAUGCGGCUGAGGGCCGGCGGCCACAGGCCCUGCGGCUGAUCGAGCAGGACCCCUACGAGCACCCGGAGAGGCUGCAGCAGUUGCAGCAGGAGCUGGAGGCCUUUCGGGGCCAGCUGGGCGAUGCAGGGGCUCUGGACGCUGUCUGGCGGGAGCUGCAAGACGCACAGGAGCACGAUGCCCGUGGCCGUUCCAUCGCCAUCGCCCGCUGCUACUCACUGAAGAACCGGCACCAGGACGUCAUGCCCUACGACAGCAACCGUGUGGUGCUGCGCUCGGGCAAGGACGACUACAUCAACGCCAGCCGCGUGGAGGGCCUCUCACCGUACUGCCCACCUUUGGUGGCCACCCAGGCCCCCCUGCCUGGCACAGCUGCCGACUUCUGGCUCAUGGUGCAUGAGCAGAAAGUGUCAGUCAUUGUCAUGCUUGUGUCCGAGGCCGAGAUGGAAAAGCAAAAGGUGGCUCGCUACUUCCCUACCGAGAGGGGCCAGCCCAUGGUGCAUGGUGCCCUGAGCUUGGCCCUGAGCAGUGUCCGCACCACCGAGACCCACGUGGAACGGGUGCUGAGCCUGCAGUUCCGGGACCAGAGCCUCAAGCGCUCACUCGUGCACCUCCACUUCCCCACAUGGCCGGAGUUAGGCCUGCCGGACAGCCCCAGCAACCUGCUGCACUUCAUCCAGGAGGUGCACGCUCAUUACCUGCAUCAGCGCCCCCUGCACACGCCUGUCGUCGUCCACUGCAGCUCCGGGGUGGGCCGCACGGGAGCCUUCGCACUGCUCUACGCGGCUGUGCAGGAGGUGGAGGCUGGAAGUGGGAUCCCUGAGUUGCCUCAGCUGGUGCGGCGCAUGCGGCAGCAGAGGAAACACAUGCUGCAGGAGAAGCUGCAUCUCAGAUUCUGCCAUGAGGCGGUGGUGAAACACGUGGAGCAGGUCCUGCAGCGCCACGGCGUGCUCCUUCCGUGCAAGCCCUCAGCUGGCGCCAGUGUCACCCAGAAGAAUCACCUUCCUCAGGACUCCCAGGACCUGGUUCUCGGUGGGGAUGUGCCCAUCAGCUCCAUCCAGGCCACUAUCGCCAAGCUCAGCAUCCGGCCUCCCGGGGGCUUGGAUUCCCCAGCUGCCGGCCUGCCAGGCCCUGUAGAGCCCCCAGGCCUGCUGCCACCCAGCCUCCCAGAGUCCACCCAGCUCCCAUCCUCCUCCCCACCCCCUCUCUCUUCACCCCUGCCUGAGGCCCCCCCGCCUGAGGAGGAGCAGCCGGUACCUGAGGUCCCCAGCCCGGGGCCCCCCUCCUCCUCGCUGGAGCUGCUGGCCUCCCUAACUCCUGAGGCCUUCUCUCUGGACAGCUCCUUGAAGGGAAAGCAGCGGAUGAGCAAGCAUAACUUUCUGCAGGCCCAUAACGGGCAGGGUCUGCGGGCUGCCCAGCCCACUGACGACCCCCUCAGCCUUCUGGAUCCACUCUGGACACUUAACAAGACCUGAACAGGGUUUGCCUGCCUGGUCCUUACACUAUGUUGUCUCCCAUGCCAGUCUGCCCCUCUUGAGGUGGGGCCUAGUCUUAACUCCCAUUCCUGCUGCCUUCAGCCCUGCCUGGCCCAGCCCACAGCUCUACGGGGUAGAGAUGCAUCACGGGUCUUGGGUCAGGUUCUGCUCCUUUGUGGGACCUGACAUUUUCAGCUCUUUGCUGUUGAAUAAACAAACCUGUUCUGUG